AUGUGUCAUAAACCUCAUAAUUCUUUAUUACAUUUAGAACAGAGUCUGCAAACUAAAGCAAAUAACCCGCAAUCUCCCGGGCCGUCUACUGCGGUAUUACCUGCAUCACAAGUUUUGAAUGCUAAUUUAAAUAACACGUGCGCUUUAUUACCGACUAUUUGCUUAUUUGUCAAACACAUUUCGGGGGAAAAAAUUCGUGUACGGUGCAUUCUAGAUACGGGUUCAGAAAUAAAUAUUAUUACCCAAAAGUUAGUUAAUUCUCUAGGUAUAAAUACCGCACCAAGUUCCGUACAGCUGACUGGAGUUAAUGGCAUCAAUAUAAAUGGCGAUUCAAUUGCACGGGUAUCGAUUUCAAACGAGUCUUCUAGCUUUUCAAAACAGUUAUCGUUCGUCAUAUUAGAUAAAAUUACAAACCAAGUACCUUCGAAUUACAUAAAUCCGUCCCAGCUAAAUUUACCUGUAGAUGUUACUCUCUCGGACCCGCAGUUUUAUAUACCUGGCGAUAUCGAUAUGUUAAUCGGGGUCGGUUCAUUCUUUGAAAUCUUAAGGGGCGAAAGCAUAUCGUUAGGACAUAAUUUGCCGGUUUUACAAAAUUCAGUGUUUGGGUGGUUUGUUUGCGGAUUAGCCUACCCGAACAAUAAAAACUUGUCAAAAUAUAAAAGAACGUUUAUUGUAAAUAAUCUUACAUUAAAUAAAGCAGUUUCGAGAUUUUGGGAGAUAGAAGAGAUUGAUCACGAGGAAAUUCCAAACUUAGACGAUAGGUUAUGCGAAGAGAAUUUUGUAAAUAACGUAACUAGAAAUAUAAAUGGUCGAUACACCGUAGCAUUACCAUUAAAACCAAAUGCUUCAACAGCUAUAGGCAAAUCAUUGCAACAAGCAAAGCGUAGAUUUUUACAUUUAGAAUCUCGCCUAAACAAAAAUGAGAAUUUGAAACGACAAUAUUGCGAUUUUAUUAAUGAAUAUAUUAAAUUAGGGCAUGCUUAUGAAGUUCCUAAUUUCGAACAAAAUAUCUCACAAAAUUCAUUUGCAUAUUACCUGCCCCACCACGCGGUUUUUAAAAAUGGGUGUGACAAAAUCCGAGUUGUCUUUGACGCGUCUGCGAAAACAUCAACAGGCAUUUCUCUGAAUGACGUUCUUUAUACAGGACAAAAAUUACAACAGGAUAUUUUUACUAUCUUACUGCGCUUUAGAUCGUAUAAUUAUGUAAUGACCGCGGAUAUUGUAAAAAUGUUUCGACAAAUUCGCGUCAAGGAAGAACAUCAAGAUUUGCAACGAAUUUUAUGGCGUGAAAAUGUUCAUGAUAAAAUUAAAUGUUUUAAUUUAUCUACAGUUACUUAUGGAACUGCUUGUGCGCCAUAUUUGGCUAUUCGUUGUCUGAACCAACUCGUAUUAGAUGAGGGAGAGAGCUUUCCUUUAGCUUCACGCGCUGUCCAACACGAUUGCUACGUCGAUGACAUUAUUUCGGGUGCAAAUUCAUUAGAAGAGGCAAUAAAGUUAAAGGAGGAACUAAUACAACUUUUAAUCGUGGCAAUUUUCAAUUGCAUAAAUGGGCUGCUAAUAACAGUAGCAUUAUUGAUUCCGUUCCCUUACAAAAUCGCGAACGAAUGCGUCAAUUUAACCGAUAAUAAAAAUAAUUAA
Molecule: messenger RNA, 1638 nt
Organism: Ctenocephalides felis (cat flea)
Lineage: Eukaryota; Metazoa; Arthropoda; Insecta; Siphonaptera; Pulicidae
Exons: 1
Coding region: 1-1638 (545 amino acids)
Source: RefSeq, a predicted model, not a curated record